AAUUCUCGUCCGUUCGUUCGACGACAUAGUUUCAUUAGUAAGCAAUCGGCUAAGAGAGAGGAUCGUUCCCGACCAAGCGAACAACCGAAACUUCCUCGAGAGUUCUUGUCAUCAGCGUGGACCGGAGGAAUGGGUGAUAUCACGACAUCUGAGUUCGUUGUGGACGAAGUCAGUACCGUCAUUCGAGAGGCCGUGGAACAAAUCAUCGGUGGCAACAUCUACCAAGCGUCGAAAGUCCCCCAAUGGACCAACACCACCGUUGAGCACAUACUGUCUCAGUUGACGAAGCAGAACAAGCAAUUGAAAUAUGUCGUCACUUGUGUCAUAAUGCAGAAGAAUGGCGCAGGUCUGCACACUGCAAGUUCCUGUUUCUGGGACAAUACGACGGAUGGGAGCUGCACCGUUCGGUGGGAAAAUAAAACCAUGUACUGUAUGGUUUCCGUCUUCGGACUAGCCUUUUAAGCAAAGUCAUUUUGUUGAGGUUGUUCGUCAGUGCAACACUUUUGAUGAGGAUAUUUAGAGAUGCUCUUGGUCAAGAGCAGUCAUCCACCUAUGAGAAUCAUUCAGCGGCCAAUCAAUGCACAGAUCUUUAUGUAUAAAUAAAUAAUAAAUGAAGCCGGAAUAGUUCACGAAUUUCAGUUCGGGCACCGCUAAUAUAAAUCAUACGUUUCCUGAUCGUCGAUCAGUAUCGUUGGCGGAUUAUUAGGUGUUCAUUGAGUUGUUUGGAGAAUAAAUGGCUUCUGCGA
Messenger RNA from Galendromus occidentalis (western predatory mite), 746 nucleotides. RefSeq names its product dynein light chain 90F (gene Dlc90F). Gene Ontology annotation, molecular function: dynein intermediate chain binding. Gene Ontology annotation, cellular component: cytoplasm; cytoplasmic dynein complex. The transcript has 5 exons. The record is from RefSeq and is a predicted model, not a curated record. Gene Ontology annotation, biological process: microtubule-based movement. Bases 130 to 462 code for a protein of 110 amino acids. NCBI's taxonomy places the organism in Eukaryota, Metazoa, Arthropoda, Arachnida, Mesostigmata, Phytoseiidae.